This is a messenger RNA of Chrysoperla carnea, 2739 nucleotides long. RefSeq names its product zinc finger protein Xfin-like. Bases 1 to 2670 code for a protein of 889 amino acids. Gene Ontology annotation, cellular component: nucleus. Gene Ontology annotation, biological process: regulation of transcription by RNA polymerase II. The transcript has 5 exons. Lineage: Eukaryota; Metazoa; Arthropoda; Insecta; Neuroptera; Chrysopidae. The record is from RefSeq and is a predicted model, not a curated record. Gene Ontology annotation, molecular function: zinc ion binding; RNA polymerase II cis-regulatory region sequence-specific DNA binding; DNA-binding transcription factor activity.
AUGGAAGCGGAUAAUUUAAAUAUACAAAAUGAUUUAAUCAAAUGUGAAAUAUGUUUAAAAUCUUUGCGUCCAGAUAACUUUCAACGACAUUUAAAAAGACAUACAGCAGAACCUCUUCAUGAAUGUUUUGCGUGUAAAAAUAAGUUUAUAUCAAAAAUGGAAUUAAAAGUUCAUUUACGGAAGCAUACGGAUUUUAAGCCAUUUGAUUGUCAACAUUGUGAUAAAUCAUUUAAGCAACGUAGAUCUUUGUUACAUCAUCUGAAUGUGACCCAUUUUGAUAUAAUUAAAGAAAAAUUUCCAAUCAAGAAACGAUUAAAAGUUCAUAGAACUGUUGAAUGUAAUAUAUGCUCGAAAUCUAUUGGUUCAAAUAAUCUUUUACGACAUUUACAAACACAUAAUCGUAUACGACCGUUCAAUUGUUCUAUUUGUGGUAAAAGUUUUACGCAAAAGGUACAAUUACAAAUUCACACGAGAAUACACACGGGUGAGAUGCCAUUUAAGUGUAAUCAUUGUGAUAAUUCGUUUAAACAGCGAACAUCGUUGUUGUACCACCUUAAAGUGCAUCAUAAAGAAGAAAUUAAACCAUCAUCCACCGGAAAAUUUGAAUGUAAUAAAUGUGAAGAGAAAUUUUCGAAUAAAAUCAUUUUAGCUUCCCAUAAAAUGUUUCACGCAAAAGAAACAAGAAAGACAAAUAACAGACCUACAGUAAAAACGCAUUUAUGUAAUUAUUGUGGUGCUGCAUUUCUAACGAUUUCUCAAUUACAAGAUCAUAUUGGUACUCAUACUGGAGAAAAACGUCAUAAAUGUGAUGUUUGUGGGAAAUCAUUUGCUGCAUAUUCUUCACUCGAUGUACAUCGUAGACGCCAUUUAAAUGUUAAACCGCAUAUAUGUAAAUUUUGUGCAAAAUCAUUUGUAACUAACAGAGAAUUAAAACGACAUGAAUUGAUUCAUACCGAUGAAAGACCGUUUACAUGUAAAAUUUGUGAUAAAAGUUUUCGACAACGAACACAUUUGAAGUAUCACAGCUCUACACAUACGGGUGACAAACCGUAUAUUUGUAAUAUAUGUGCCAAGUCAUUUGUGACUAGCGGAGAAUUACAACGGCAUGGAUUGAUUCAUACCGAUGAAAGACCGUUUACGUGUAAAAUUUGUGAUAAAAGUUUUCGACAACGAACACAUUUGAAGAAUCACAGCUCUUCGCAUACGUCGAGUGAUAAACAAAUCACAUGUCCAGAAUGUGAUAAAGAAUUUUACGAUGUUCGUAGCAUGAAUCAACAUAAGAAAACACAUUUUAAACAUUUAAUACUUAACGAUACUGAAAAUGAACAUGCGUAUAUGAUUAAUUUUAACAAAAUAUGUCGGACAUGUUCAUCAGAGGGUGAAUUACAAUCACUUUUUGUAGAAGAUCCAAUUUUACUGGCUGAUAUGUUGAAUCAAAUUGUUGAUGUUAAGGUUAAUAAAGAUGAUAAUUUUCCACAAAAUAUAUGUACAUAUUGCUUAGAAAAACUAAAAACGGCAUAUUAUUUUGUACAACAGUGUCACAAUGUAAACAUUAAACUAAAAGAAUAUAUGGAAAAUGGUGUAGAAAUUACAGAGGUUGAUAUAAAAGAUGAAUCAAUUGAAGAAUAUAAAGAAGACUUUAGUUCGUACACACAAUUAGAAUUUUUAGUUGAUGGCGAAGAUUUCAUAGGCGAGACUGAAGACAUCAAAUCGGAUAAUUCAGAAGAUAUCGAUAAUUCAGAUAAAAAUUCUAGUACAAAAAAGAAAGUUAAGUUAAUUGAAUGUGACAUUUGUUUAAAAACUUUACGUCGGGGUAAUUUUCGCAGACAUUUAAAAACUCAUACCGGUGAUCGUCCUCACGAGUGUUCGUUUUGUGAUAAAAGAUUCAUACAAAAAACGGAAUUAGAAGCACAUGUCCGAAAACAUACUGGUGAAAAACCAUUUAAUUGUAAUCACUGUGAAAAAUCAUUUAAACAACGUAUUCAGUUAUUCUAUCAUAUCAAAGUGAAACAUAGUGAGGAAAUUAAACCAUCGCCAGCAGGUAAAUUUGUUUGUGAUAUUUGUGACGAAAAAUUCUCGAAUCAAUUAAUUUUAUCAUCACAUAAAUUAUUACAUAAAAAAAUCACACCUAAAUCUCAUUUAUGUAAUCAUUGUGGUAAAGCUUUUUAUUCGAAUUCUAAAUUACAAGAACAUAUUCGUAUACAUACCGGGGAAAAACAUUAUAAAUGUGAAAUUUGUAAUAAAACAUUUUCAUUAUAUUCGGUUUUAUAUUCACAUCGGAAAACACAUUCGUUGGAAAAACCGUAUAAAUGUAGUUUUUGUGAAAAGUUAUUUUCAACGAAAUUAACAUUAAAUGUACAUGAAUUAAUUCAUACCGGUGAUAAACCAUUUAAAUGUGAAAUUUGUAAUCAACGAUUUCGACAACGGAAUCAUUUAAAAUAUCAUAGUUAUACACAUACGGGUGAGAAACAAUAUAAAUGUACAUUUUGUGAUAAACAAUUUGCGUUGAAAGGUAAUUUAACGGUACAUCAGCGUACGCAUACGGGAGAAACACCUUACGUUUGUAUAAUUUGUGGUAAGGGAUUUUAUGAGUCGAGUAGUUUGAAACGACACAGAUUGAAAAAACAUUUAAUUGUAGAUAAUGUUAAAACUGAACAAGUAUCUAAUUAAAAAAAACAAUAUUUGCUAUUUAAAAUCAAAUGUAUAAAAUUAUAUAUAAUUAUGUUACGCUUGGCAACG